Messenger RNA from Daldinia decipiens, 1920 nucleotides. RefSeq lists its product as uncharacterized. Gene Ontology annotation, molecular function: protein binding. The coding region runs from base 127 to 1524 and encodes 465 amino acids. The transcript is spliced from 7 exons. The record is from RefSeq and is a predicted model, not a curated record. NCBI's taxonomy places the organism in Eukaryota, Fungi, Ascomycota, Sordariomycetes, Xylariales, Hypoxylaceae.
UUUCACUAUAUAAGGGGAGUCAGUUGACACCUCGCUAUAAGUUUGAACUCAGAUCUUACUGUCUCUUCCCUAUAAGCCAAUAUCUAUGAGAUAACCUACCUUCAAGGUCGGACAUCAUUCUCCAUAAUGCCUUCCUCUGUAGCCUUACUGCUUGCUGCAUUUAUCACUGCACCGUCAGUUUCGGCACUGUCUUUACCUCCAUUAAUUCCUACAAUUCCUGGUGUCACCGAACCCCUGACAAGCAACGCUCCACCUCUACCUAUUUUACAAAUUCCAACGCCACCAUUGGAGAGUCCCCCUUUUGAGGCAAGCAACAUCAAGCCUAAGAAGAUAGGUUACUUCUGGACUGCUUCUGGCGAUAAUAAACAUAAGGAUUUUCUGGCUACUUAUAGUCUUGACGACGACACAUUUGGAACCCUUAUUUGGGUCACAGAUGUCCCCUCAAGUGGAAAUAGUCCACAUCAUCUCGGCCCUUCUCUCGAUGGGAAGACUCUCAUUGGUGGCGGACUGUUAUCCCUCCUAAAGACGCAAGACACUGCUUUCUAUUUCGACACUACGGACCCAUAUCAUCCAACUUUCAAGAAGAGCAAUCGUGGAAUACUUUCAUCUAUUGUCGAUGAAAUCCGUGCGAAACCUGAUGGAGGGUUUUUCAUCACCUAUAUGGGCUCUGCUCUUGGCACAUCGCCAGGAAGGCUAGUCGAAACUGAUGCUGAAUUUAACAUCAUUCAUGAGUGGCCCGAGAAUGUGGAUGGCCUGCUUAACAUCCUCGGAGAACAGUUUUCUCCACAUGGUUUAGCAGUUGAUUUCGAGAAGAACAUCAUCCUUACUUCUGACUUCAUUGUCCCCCUGAGCAUCUUAAAACCGAGUUUGGGAAUUCAACGAGCUAACACCCUACGGCUCUGGGAUCUUCCAUCACGGGAGAUUAUUAGCACCAUUGAGAUCCCCGAUGGUGGCGGUAUUCAAGAUGUCAAGUUCAUUCCCGGAAAUCCCGAAGGAGCUGCUCUUGCAACUGCAGUGCACUUAGGCCAGGUGUGGAUUAUUUACCCCUUCCGUAAGGACGGUAACGGCAAGCAAGGUGUAGCGAAGCUGCUAUAUGAUCUGGGACCUAAGGCUCGAGAUACCAUUGCCAUCUACUCUGAUAUUACUGCGGAUGGAAGCUUCGCUUAUUUCACGUUGACAACAGCAGACCAUAUCGCUGCUCUUGACAUUUCAGACUUGAAUAACGUAAAGCGAUUGGAUGACCCGGAUGAGGACCAACCUACAAUCGGUCCCCACUACAUAAAGAUCACGCCAGACCAGCGACACAUCGUAGUAACGGACUACUUUGUACAGACGGGAGAUAUCGGCCUGAUCAACACCCCGGCCGACUAUAAGGCUCUGUAUAUCGACAUCCUCGACGACGGGUCCUUGAGCUUUAAUCGCAGCAUAGAGUUCCAGCGCGAGUUUGCAAACCGUGGCGGUGCUAAGCCGCACUCAGCUGUUGUCUUUGACUUGACCGAUCCGGAGAAUCCUGUUUACUACUAAGUCGAAUCGACCGACAGAGGAUGGAAAGGUGGGUGCGCUGUUCGGGGUUCUAUAGCUCCUAUUGGAUGAAUAUUUCCUAGCAAUGGUCCUUGUCCCACGCUUCACUUGACACGUCAACUGGGUGCGGUACGCGAUAUAUGAUAUUUUGGUACCGGCCUCAUAUGAUACAUGAUACAUGAUACAUGUAUCUUAUAAUAUGGGUGUAAUUAUUAGUUGCGGGAGAGGCAACCGCCUUGAUGAAUGAUCUAUAUUACACUCCGUAAAUGUUCGUAGAAUGCCAAACGCCGCAAUUAGCAAGGGUGAAUUUGAUAAAAGUGGUUGAAAACCAAUAAGGUAUCUAGUAUAAUGGUGUGUUAUAUUAUCUUUAUUAUUAUUGUAUUAUGAAGUAUUUAAGAA